Molecule: messenger RNA, 1098 nt
Organism: Williopsis jadinii
Lineage: Eukaryota; Fungi; Ascomycota; Saccharomycetes; Phaffomycetales; Wickerhamomycetaceae
Exons: 3
Coding region: 106-999 (297 amino acids)
Source: RefSeq, a predicted model, not a curated record
CAACCAGGAGGAAGCCUGGUGAUUUAUAACAACCACGACAAGCCCGUACUUUAGCUGGUGACGCUGUCGAUUUUACAGUGAUAGAAGACAGUACUUGUAGAUCACAUGACACCUUGUGGAACCAGAGGAGUUCUAGUUGUUGAUCCAAUUGAAAUCAGAGGACUUAGGGCCAGAUCGGCAUCGACAUCGCAAGUGUACAUUUUGUUUCAGUAUCUGAAAUGGAGUGAGAACUCGCAGUUUAUCCCGAAGAAGGCUGAAUAUACGUCUGUUGGUGACUCUCCGAGCGAUGAUUUGCAGAGCACACCCAGUCCAAAGGCUGAGAAUAUAAUAUCGUCUGUUGAUCUGGUAUUUGUCGAUAAUGGAGUGAAGCAAGAAACAAGCCGACUGAGAAGGCUCGCAAGGAAAGUGAAGCGAAGAUAUCAUGAAUCGAGAAGAGCAUCCUAUGAGCACACGUACGAUCGACAGUCUCAGGCGAAUUUGAAACAGUUGGAAGUACAGGUGAAUACUGGAAAGGAGCUACCCGAUACUCCAACGACACCGCUGUCGUCAUCUGAUACAUUGUUCCACAGAACAUCUGUGGAACUAUCAGACUUGAAAUCAGAGGAAAUGGAUGGAAUUGAUCCAUUGAGUCUACCAUUUUCUGCUGUUGAUAUUGGAGCACAGGCACCUCAAAAGGUUGAGGUGCUUCGAGAGCAGCAUGAAAUCGAUAGGGUCAAGAAUUUAAAGUAUACUUCGUUCCCACCAGAGGUGUUCUCCUUCCUCGAUAGGUUACAGAAGCAGAAUGUAAAGCACGAGGAUUUCAUCAUUGAUAAAGGCAUAUCUGGUUAUAAUGGGGAUGGAACGUGGUCGAGAGGCUGUUUGAGAGACUUCCCACACGACGAAGAAGCACCGUGUCUCCCUCCAAAGAUACCCAUAGGGAUGGUGGGCGAGGAGUAUUUUGUCUUGAACAAGGAGAACUACAUGGACUACUUCAAACAAGUAUAUUCUACAUGGUGUUGAUCACCAUAUAUUAACGAGGGGCAUGUGUACCUACAUCAGAUACAGAGUAACAAGCAUGAGAAGGAGCUAGACUUAGAGAUAACGCUGGAGCUGUUAACG